Molecule: messenger RNA, 1099 nt
Organism: Cuscuta campestris
Lineage: Eukaryota; Viridiplantae; Streptophyta; Magnoliopsida; Solanales; Convolvulaceae
Source: the annotation of a GenBank genome assembly
AUCCGGGCAAUUAUUUUUCUCCAUAUUACUAUGGUCUAUGGGUAAUUGUUUUAGACCACAUAUCAUAUUUUAAAAAAGAAAAAGUAUAUGAAAUUCUGAUUUCUAAUAAAAACCUUCUUUUCUUUUUCUUUUUCAAAAUUGAUAUAUUUAAGGGUGGAGAGGGGAGGAGGAUGCAAGCGGUAGCAGUACAGCACCACUUGGGAAUUAGGCGGCAGUGGAUAAGGAGGAUCCUUUCAUCAUCAUCAUCACCAUCAUCAUCACCAUCAUCCCACUCACCUCCUCCUCUUCCUGCUGCUACUUCUUCUUCUGCUAAUCGUAUUUCCAUAUCAUCAUCGUCAUCAUCAUCAUCAUCCAUGGCAUCCGCAUCUCCACUCAACAACAACAGCAGGUGGGCUCAGAAAACCAUAACCAUCCCCCCUCUUCCACGGGGCUGCCACCUCCUUACCUCUAAGAUUCUGAAAGAAAUAGGGCAUGAUCUCUCUUCAUUCAAAUGCGGCCUUGCUCAUCUUUUUUUGCAACAUACCAGUGCUUCUCUGACCAUCAAUGAAAAUUAUGACUCAGAUGUUCGAGAGGACACCGAGACAUUUCUGAGCACCAUUGUUCCAGAGGGCAAUUCUGCUCCUUGGAAACAUACGCUGGAAGGUCCUGAUGACAUGCCUGCUCACAUUAAGUCAUCAAUGUUUGGUUGUUCCCUCAUGAUACCCAUAACAGAUGGAAAGCUAAACAUGGGGACAUGGCAGGGAAUAUGGCUUUGUGAGCACCGCGAUGAAGCUACCCCACGCAGAAUUGUCAUCACCCUUAAUGGAAUAGGUAUGUGAGUGCAAAUGCAAAUGCCAGCCUGAGGCCACUCUCUCAAAUGCCAGAACUGUCAAACAAACAUCACCAGAUGUGUUAUGUGUACCCACAUUUUGUUUGCAAAGCUCAGAUCUUGGGAUUCAAGGAAUUAUCUAUUGAAUUAUAAAAUGUAAAAGUAAAAAAAUGCCUACUCAUGUUUGAACGGUUGGUCAAAAACACGCCAAGAGGUGCAAAUAUAUCCCAAAUGUCUGUCAAAAUAUGAAGUUUGAAUCUCUAAACAGUCUGCGCUUCUUUAAUUAUUGAA